AUGACCAUACCGUUUCCGGUACGAAGCUCACGUAUACCUACAACCCUGUACCGAAUUGUGUUCUUCCGCAAAAUGAGCUACCAGGGAUUUAUUGCACCGGAAAAAAUUGUCCCUCCUGUACACCGUGACAUGAAGUCGCUGGAUAGAAGUCUAUUUUCGUUGACCUUUGACGUCUGGACGGUUAUCUUUCCUGACGUUGCACAAAUGGGUGAGUUUAUUAAAAGAUUUAAACAGGAUACUGUACAAAUCUCGCGACUGCCGUUUUUGUUCCGACUGUCUAAGUCAGAGAACAAGCUCGAGGAAUAUCCCAAAAAUCCAGAUUACAAGGCUGUUGCACUUAAUCACAAGAUCCAUUCGCUGGGAGACAUAGAAGAUCAUAUUUCGCCCGAGGCACGAAAGUAUAUACAAGAUUGUGAUGGCAAGUUUUUCAAGCACAGGUUCACACUGGACUACAAUUUCUGGAGAGCAGACGAAAUACUCCAGAGCAUUCUUCCAGAAAACCUUCUGCACGGGGUGCCGACUUCUUUCACUAAGACAGGCCAUGUUGCUCAUGUGAACCUGAAGGAUGAAUACAAGCCGUACGACUCUCUGAUAGGACAGGUGAUUCUGGAUAAAAACCCGUCCAUCAAGACUGUGGUGGAUAAACAGGAUUCGAUCGACACUGUUUUCCGGACAUUUAAUAUGAAAGUCAUUGCGGGCGAGCAUGAUUUGCUGGUGGAACAAAAAGAAAGUGAUUGUGUUUUCACGUUUGAUUUCUCCAAGGUGUACUGGAACUCGCGGCUGUCCACUGAGCACGGACGGCUAAUCAAGAUGUUCAAACCGGGAGACGCUGUUUGCGAUGUCAUGGCUGGCGUGGGGCCUUUUGCCGUGCCCUCAGGUAAAAAGCAAUGCAUAGUCUUUGCCAACGAUUUGAACCCGGAAAGUUAUAAAUACCUCAAGCUGAACGUGAAAAAAAAUAAGGUCGACAGCUUCGUCAACUAUUUCAAUGAGGACGGAAGAGAGUUCAUCAGAAAAUCUUCAAGCAUGCUUGCUCACUUUGCAGAAGAACACAAGCAGAUUGAGGUGUGCAAACCAAACGCGCGCGGAACAAAGAAACACAAGGUCACCAAAGUUGAGAUUCCAGGCUUUUUCUCGCACUAUGUCAUGAACCUGCCGGAGUCUGCCAUAACGUUUGUGGAUGCGUUCGUGGGUCUUUUUUCCAAUGCUUUUCCAGAGCUGACGCGCAGAGAGGUGAAAAGCCUGCCAGGAUACAAAUUGCCGGUCAUCCACGUCCACCACUUUGAGAAAUUCGCACCGACCGAAAAUCCAGAGCCGACUGAGCAAGAACUGCAGCACAGAAUCCACCGCAAAUUAGUGGACCUUCUAAAAUUUGAGAUUCCUUUCGAAAACCUCUCCUUCCACUACGUCAGACUGGUAGCCCCUACUAAACCCAUGUUCUGUGUCUCUUUCACACUGCCAGAGGAGGUCGCGUUCGCCGCAUCAGAGAAAAAAUAG
This is a messenger RNA of Ogataea haglerorum, 1494 nucleotides long. RefSeq lists its product as uncharacterized. The record is from RefSeq and is a predicted model, not a curated record. Lineage: Eukaryota; Fungi; Ascomycota; Pichiomycetes; Pichiales; Pichiaceae. The coding region runs from base 1 to 1494 and encodes 497 amino acids. The transcript has a single exon. Gene Ontology annotation, cellular component: mitochondrial matrix; cytoplasm. Gene Ontology annotation, biological process: tRNA N1-guanine methylation; mitochondrial tRNA methylation.